Molecule: messenger RNA, 1590 nt
Organism: Fraxinus pennsylvanica
Lineage: Eukaryota; Viridiplantae; Streptophyta; Magnoliopsida; Lamiales; Oleaceae
Source: the annotation of a GenBank genome assembly
AUGGCGGCUUCUCCCAUUUUCAGAUCCUCCUUCCUCUCGCCCCAACUCCUUCAACACCACUCAUCCGCCAACGCUAAACCCCCUGCCACCGCACACUUUAAUCCAAUAAAAGCCACCACCUCUUCCGACCCCGCUACGACACCUCCUUCACCCGCACCACAAUCAUCUAACCAUCUCAAGCACCGACGCUCAGCUGACGAGAAUAUCCGGGACGAGGCCCGUCGCCACAACGCCGCUCACAACUUCUCCGCCAAGUACGUGCCCUUUAACGCCGACCCCACAUCGACUGAGUCAUAUUCUCUCGAUGAGAUUGUGUAUCGAAGCCGCUCUGGUGGCCUCCUCGACGUCCAGCACGACAUGGACGCUCUCAAGAAAUUUGAUGGUCAGUACUGGCGAUCCCUUUUCGAUUCCCGUGUAGGCAAGACCACAUGGCCGUAUGGGUCGGGAGUCUGGUCUAAGAAGGAGUGGGUUUUACCGGAAAUUGAUAGUGAUGAUAUUGUUAGUGCAUUUGAGGGGAACUCGAACCUGUUUUGGGCUGAGCGUUUUGGCAAACAGUUUCUGGGCAUGAGUGAUUUGUGGGUGAAACAUUGUGGGAUUAGUCAUACGGGUAGUUUUAAGGACUUGGGCAUGACAGUUUUGGUGAGCCAAGUGAAUCGUUUGCGCAAAUUGAACCGGCCCGUGGUGGGAGUUGGGUGUGCAUCCACGGGUGAUACAUCAGCGGCUUUGUCGGCUUAUUGCGCUGCUGCUGGGAUUCCGUCCAUUGUGUUUUUGCCGGCGAACCGGAUAUCCAUUGCACAGUUGGUUCAGCCGAUAGCCAACGGGGCUUUUGUAUUGAGUAUAGAUACUGAUUUUGAUGGUUGUAUGCAGUUGAUUCGUGAAGUCACCUCUGAGUUACCCAUUUAUUUGGCCAAUUCGUUGAACAGUUUGAGGCUAGAAGGGCAGAAAACCGCUGCAAUUGAGAUUUUGCAGCAGUUUGAUUGGGAAGUGCCCGAUUGGGUGAUUGUUCCUGGCGGAAAUUUGGGGAAUAUAUAUGCAUUUUACAAAGGUUUCCAUAUGUGUAAAGAGUUGGGACUUGUUGAUAGAAUUCCGAGGCUUGUUUGUGCUCAAGCAUCUAAUGCUAAUCCACUUUACUUGCAUUACAAAUCAGGGUGGAAGGACUUUAAGCCAGUUAAGGCAGGUACUACGUUCGCGUCUGCAAUUCAGAUUGGCGAUCCUGUUUCAAUUGAUAGAGCAGUUUUUGCAUUGAAGAAUUCAAAUGGGAUUGUUGAGGAGGCAACUGAGGAGGAGUUGAUGGAUGCCAUGGCUCAGGCAGACUCAACUGGGAUGUUUAUAUGCCCUCACACUGGUGUGGCAUUGACUGCAUUGUUUAAGUUGAGGCAAAGUGGGGUUAUUGGUCCAACGGAUAGGACUGUUGUGGUAAGUACUGCUCAUGGAUUAAAGUUCACACAAUCCAAGGUCGAUUACCAUUCCGGGGAGAUUAAAGACAUGGCCUGCCGGUUUGCAAAUCCACCAGUGCAAGUGAAGGCGGAUUUUGGGUCGGUCAUGGAUGUUCUGAAAAACUAUCUGAUGAACAAGGAGUCCAAACGUUAG